AUGAGCACGAGAGGCCGCCCGCGUGAGCUUCCUUCUCAGCUACCGCGACUGAACCCGAGUAUCGCGCUUGAUCCUGCUCUAGAAGGUAUCAAUCUCCGCUCCCGUGGCGCUAUCUUGGAGGACUCGUGGCGUCAGCGACGGCAAGCCAAACAGACCGACCGGGCGCGAACACUUGCACGUCAGCGAGGCAGACGUCAGAUUGAGGAGCUUGCUUUGACAUACCAGUGUGCGAAGGCGGCAGGGGUAACGGACGAGAGUAAAGCUAUGCUGAAGCGCUGUCUCGCGGAGGUGGUGCUGCAAGUUACUGAGCAUGACGUUAGCCAGUUUUACUUCCACGUGGAGCACUUUAUGCGGUAUGUAGUUGAUCGAACGCCAGUGUUCACGCAGCCAAACUACGAGAACAGUCAUGGUGGUGACGAGCUUGGAUUGUGUCCAAUUCUGCCGGACAAAGUAGAGGCGUUGCUGGUGAGCUAUCUACCGGACGAGUUUGGCCAAUUUACACCAGAGCAGCACCGUCAACUUGAGGAGGCCUUCGGAGUUCAGCGAUUGACCAUGCAAGCUAUAGAGGCUCUCGUGAACGGUGGGCAACCAUCGGACGUAGAGCAGUCUGUAGCUCUUUAA
Phytophthora sojae is the source of this 621-nucleotide messenger RNA. RefSeq lists its product as hypothetical. Bases 1 to 621 code for a protein of 206 amino acids. NCBI's taxonomy places the organism in Eukaryota, Oomycota, Peronosporomycetes, Peronosporales, Peronosporaceae. The transcript has a single exon. The record is from RefSeq and is a predicted model, not a curated record.